Eucalyptus grandis is the source of this 1448-nucleotide messenger RNA. Its product is annotated as transmembrane epididymal protein 1. The record is from RefSeq and is a predicted model, not a curated record. The transcript has a single exon. Lineage: Eukaryota; Viridiplantae; Streptophyta; Magnoliopsida; Myrtales; Myrtaceae. Bases 58 to 945 code for a protein of 295 amino acids.
UAAUAUUGUCCAAGACUACAAACUUAAAAGCCACUCUCUACUUUCUCUGGAGCUUCCAUGGGAACUUUUCUUGGGCAUUUGGUGCCAGGACUCGCCCUCACCUUGCUUGGUUUAUGGCACAUCAUAAACACAUCAAGAAACUACUUUGCCAAAGGAUCGAGCAAUUUCAAAUCCCGAUUUUGGCAUCCGUUCACCGCCUCUGCCCCCAUAUUCAAGCAUUCUGAGCUCCUACUUGUGUUCUCAUUCUCUAUUUUUGCGAUCUUCGCACAAUUGUUUGACUUCCCUUUCCUCCGCCUUCCUUUUGAGCUCGAUGGUAUUGAGCACGCCACCAUGUUUCUCCACCUUGCUAUAUUCUCUGGUUUCUCUCUUUUCGCGGAGAUCAACCAUAAAGCAGAGACUCUAUCGGGAGUUGUGGGCGUUCUUGCUGCUUCAGUUUUUGGUCAAGAACUUCUCUUGCUUCAUUUCCAUUCCGCUGAUCAUGUCGGACUUGAAGGGCACUACCACUGGCUCUUGCAGCUCAUAGUGCUCGUGUCUUUCGUCUCAUCUUUGGCAGCAAUAUGUAUCCCCACCAGUUUUCCGGCAUCUCUAGUUCUUGCCAUUUCUGUGACCUUCCAGGGUUGUUGGUUCAUGGACAUGGGGUUCUUUCUUUGGGUACCAGAAUUUGUGCCUAAGGGUUGCACCACACAGUCCAUUUACGCCAGCAAAGAAUUAGUGCACGGCACAGUAACUUGCGGCUCCAGCGAUGCGGACUCAAGGGCCCGAGCCCUUGCUAACUUGCAGUUCAGCUGGAUGCUUGCCGGGAUUUUGUUUUUGACAGGAAGCCUGUGCUUGAAAUUGGCCGGCAAAUGCACGGAGAGUGGGCAGCAUACCGAGUACGAGCGACUUCAGGGUAAAGGUGCUGAGUUGCCGCUAUCAUAUGACGGAGUAAGGCAAUCUCAACCUUGAAAAUUUAGCGCAACUGCUUGAUAUAGCAAUUUAUGUGAAUUCAGGGUGUCUGGAGUACUUGCGAUGCUCUAAGUAAUAAGCUGGAGGGGUGAAGAAUCAGUUCAGUGGACUGGCUUCUAUUUCUUUGCAUUUGCAGUUGCGACCGACCUGUAAAGAUUGGGAUAAUCUCUCUCUCUCUCUCUCUAGUAUAUUUUAGAAAGGUACUGGUGCAAGAUAUCCAGGGAGGCAACCAAUAGAGAACCGAAUUGGUCUUCCUCUCUAUGUAAAAGUUACAUAGGUCGUCUCGAUCAACUCGGGAAGUUCAAAUAUGUUAUUUUAUAUGAUAAUGGAGUCUAAGUAAGAGAUUGGGCAUGUGACGGCUCUGUCACUUUCGAUGGAGUGACCGAUCCGUCUCCGCCAUUCAAUUCUCUAAGGAGAAAUGAAUUUUGAUAUAUGUUGAAAAUUGCAGUAUGAACUUUCACUCAAAAUAAUGAUAAAAAUUUAUGUGGGGUUUCUCAAAUAUA